AUGUUACAGUCAUCUGCUUCUACAGAAGGAAGAGGUUUUCAGGUGCUUCUUUCUUCUCUAGCUGCAGCUGCAGCUGCAGCAAGUGGAUGGAGCUUUGUUACAGGAAGUUUUGGUCUUCUGGAUGGCUACUUCAGGGGCUGCCCCCCUCGAAACAGAUUGGAAGUCAUGCAGUUGUCUGGGAAUGGUCGCAUGAUUUUUUGCUUUGUAGUUUUUCAGCUGGCUGGUGAAGAAGGCUUGUCUGGUGUUGCAGUAGAGGCUUUAGCCGUGGUAUGGUUUCUGGAGGCUGUCCAACGCAUUGUUCUGAGCCAGUAUGGGAUAUGCGAGGCCCCGUCUCUUUUUGUGGGCCUGCUAAAUGUGCAUUUGGAGGAUUCUUGGUUUGGCAACAGCCUGUCUGCAAGUACUUCCUCUCUUUUCAUCUCUGUUUAUGAACUUUCAGAACUUCUACUGCAUCCAUGGGUGAUUGGUGACUCGGCAAAAGAGGACCUAAUGGACUCGGAGGUUGUUUCACGGCUGCAAAGUUUCAAUGCGCGGUGCAAAUUCCGCACUGCAGCAAUAGCGAGUGUGUUGAGUAGCACGGUUUUCUUGAGAUCGAGGACUCUGUUAGGGUCCCAUGAUCUUACUCAUGAGGAGCUCAAGAAACUGAGAAAACAUUUCCAGAGAAUAUGUGCAAAUGGAGACAAUGCCACUCUUUCCGAAUUUGAACAAGUGCUAAACGCAAUGAACAUGAGCUCGCUCCCCCCCCUUGCUCCACGUGUCUUUGACCUAUUCGACAACAACCGUGACGGGACUGUGGACAUGAGAGAGAUCCUAUGUGGCUUCUCAAGCCUCAGAAAUUCACAUGGAGAUGAUGCUCUCCAGCUCUGCUUCCAGGCCUUGCCAAAAGACUGCCUUCCAGCAGACAUAACAGAACCUGGGAAGCUUGAUGAGAUUUUCGAUCAGAUGGAUGCCAAUAGUGAUGGAAAGGUCACAUUCGAUGAGUUCAAAGCUGCCAUGAAGAGAGACAGCUCCCUCCAAGAUGUAGUCCUCUCCUCUUUGAGGCCAAUCUAG
Magnolia sinica is the source of this 1047-nucleotide messenger RNA. Its product is annotated as calcium and calcium/calmodulin-dependent serine/threonine-protein kinase-like. Lineage: Eukaryota; Viridiplantae; Streptophyta; Magnoliopsida; Magnoliales; Magnoliaceae. Gene Ontology annotation, molecular function: calcium ion binding. The coding region runs from base 1 to 1047 and encodes 348 amino acids. The transcript is spliced from 9 exons. The record is from RefSeq and is a predicted model, not a curated record.